AUGCUCCGAUUUGCUACAAGGUAUGGUUCAAAUGGACUGUCUUUGUGGCUCAGGCAGUCAAACUGCCGUCACGGACUCAAUGCAAGGACUAUCCUGCGUGCCCGCAAGAUGUCUGGGGAUUCCUUCGGUCCUCCGACGGAUGUCGAAAAAAUAAUGCUGGACAGUGUCAAGGCAACAGGUCCUAUAUCAUUCUCGACGUUCAUGCAACUUAGUCUUGGGCACCCCACGCAUGGGUACUACAUGAAGCCGGAACAUGCUGUCUUUGGCACUCAAGGCGACUUUAUCACAAGUCCUGAGAUUAGCCAGAUGUUUGGCGAGCUUGUCGCGUUAUGGAUGAUAAAGCAGUGGAUGGAUACCAAUGUUAAAGUGUCCUUCCGAGUGGUAGAACUUGGACCUGGUAGAGGAACGUUAAUGGACGACGUACUUCGGGUUUUGAAACAGCUUCCUGCAGCACGCGGAAAACUGAAAAGUAUUCACCUUGUCGAGAGCAGUGCGACUAUGCGUGCUUUGCAGGAAGGCAAGCUUCGUAAGGCUUCUCAGGAGGGCAAUUUCCAGAUAAUGUGGCAUGACGCAAUCGAAGAGAUCGAGCCCGAGGAAGAUGUCUUUACUAUGCUGGUCGCUCAUGAGUUUUUCGAUGCCCUUCCCGUGAACGUCAUCGAGAAAACUCAACAAGGCUGGAACGAGGUGCUAAUCGCCCCCUCGAGUGAUCCGAGCAUCAGAUACACCAUACCCUCUUCGGACUUGGACCAGAAUUUAGACUCUCCCCCGAAAUUGCAUCAUAUGCCUUCACGCUGGACCCGUGUCCUUUCGCCAACUCCGACGGCAUCAUCGACCCUCCUCGGACUUGCAUCUCCUCGGUUUUUUUCGCUCCCUGUGGGAACUCGCAUAGAAGUAUCCAGAGCGUCCAUGAAUCAAGCACGGGGUAUUGGGAAACUUAUUAAUACCAAGGGUGGAGGAUGCGCACUUGUCGUCGACUAUGGUGCAGACAGAGCCUUUGGCGAUUCCUUGCGGGCCUUCAGAAAGCAUAAAAUCGUCGAUAUCUUCUGCAGUCCCGGAGAGUGCGACGUUACGACGAAUGUCGAUUUUGCGUUGCUGAAAGAGUCUAUGGCUGACCUUGUCUCGACACAUGGCCCUAUCUCCCAACGCAACUUCCUCACGUGCAUGGGCAUAGAAAUCAGGGCCGCUGCCCUUAUGCGCUCAGCUUCCUCUCUAGAGAGGAAAAAGGCGAUCGAAGAUGGCGCAAAUAGGCUCAUUGAUCCCUGUGGGAUGGGUGAGCAGUACAAGGUGUUGGGAGCUGUUGCGAAAGGUAGGGGUGAGAUCUGGCCAUUCGCUGUCAUCCAGGAUAGUGCACAACAAUCUAUUUAA
This is a messenger RNA of Suillus plorans, 1365 nucleotides long. RefSeq names its product S-adenosyl-L-methionine-dependent methyltransferase. The coding region runs from base 1 to 1365 and encodes 454 amino acids. Gene Ontology annotation, cellular component: mitochondrion. Gene Ontology annotation, biological process: mitochondrial respiratory chain complex I assembly. The transcript is spliced from 7 exons. Gene Ontology annotation, molecular function: protein-arginine omega-N symmetric methyltransferase activity. Lineage: Eukaryota; Fungi; Basidiomycota; Agaricomycetes; Boletales; Suillaceae. The record is from RefSeq and is a predicted model, not a curated record.